Molecule: messenger RNA, 1353 nt
Organism: Calidris pugnax (ruff)
Lineage: Eukaryota; Metazoa; Chordata; Aves; Charadriiformes; Scolopacidae
Product: tenascin-X-like
Exons: 7
Coding region: 49-1338 (429 amino acids)
Molecular function (GO): protein binding
Source: RefSeq, a predicted model, not a curated record
GUGACAUCAGCUAGGUGGUGACAAUUGAUGGCAUGGGAGCAUUGAAAUAUGGAGGGACUGAGGGUUGGGGAUGGAUGGAUGGAUGGAUGUUCACAUCUUGCAUAUCUCUCGGUUGCAGCCCCAGUUCUACAAGAAGGAAAAGCACCAUCUCAGCCCCGCCUUGGCAACCUCACCGCUUCCCACAUCACCUCUGACUCCAUCCAGCUGGAGUGGAGCAUCCCUGAGGGCACCUUUGACUCCUUCACGGUGCAGUACAGGGAUGCCCAAGGGCAGCCCGAGUCACUGCUCGUGGAUGGAGAGUCCCACACGGUGACCGUGCCUGGGCUGUCACCGUCUCACCGAUACAAUUUCUAUCUGUACGCUGUGUCGGGGCAGAAACGUCUGGGUCCCAUCUCACUUGACACCAUUACAGCUCCAGCUCCACAAAAGGAGAAAUCACCCUCCCAGCCCCGCCUGGGCGAGCUCAUGGCCACUCAUGUCACCCCCGAGUCCGUGCAGCUGGAGUGGAGCGUCCCCGAGGGCACCUUUGACUCCUUCACGGUGCAGUACAAGGAUGCCCAAGGGCAGCCGCAGGUGCUGCCCGUGGACGGUGGUUUGCACAUGGUGACUGUGCCUGGGCUGUCCCCGUCCCAGCUCUACAAGUUCAACCUGUACGGGGUGUGGGGUCAGAAACGUCUGGGCCCCAUCUCCACGGACGCUGUCACAGGUGCCCCAGGGACCCUCUGGGUGGGGACUGUGUGGCCCCGCAGUGCCCGGCUACACUGGGCACCCCCCCGUGUGCCCCCUGAUGGCUACGACCUUGUCUACGGACCCCCCGGGGGACCCCAGAAGGUAACACCACCAGUCCCCCACCCCAAAGCACCCCGAAACGCCCGGGCAGUAAUUGGGGUGUUGGGCCCUAUCCCAACCCCCACCCCCCCCAAGGUGUUCCAGCGCCGCCAGGACGGGGGCACUGAUUUCUGGCGGGGGUGGGAGGCCUACGCCCACGGCUUCGGCAACGUCACCGGCGAGUUCUGGCUUGGGAACGAUGCGCUGCACGCGUUGACGGCCGGGGCACCCAUGGAGCUGCGGGUGGAUCUCCGUACCCCGUGGGACGCUGCCUUCGCCCGCUACCGCGACUUUGCUGUUGCCGGCCCUGAGGACCAUUAUCGUCUCCACCUCGGCGCCUACAGCGGCACUGCUGGGAGGACACUGGGAGGGAUCUUGGGGGGUCCCAGGAGGAUGUGGGAGUCUCUGGACCAUUUUGGGGGGAUUCCUGGCAUCAACUGGUUUCCCUGGAAAGGCUUCGAGUUCUCCAUCCCCUUCACCGAGAUGAAGCUGCGGCCGCAGCGCGACUGAGGGGACCCCGGGGGG